Molecule: messenger RNA, 1280 nt
Organism: Paramacrobiotus metropolitanus
Lineage: Eukaryota; Metazoa; Tardigrada; Eutardigrada; Parachela; Macrobiotidae
Exons: 4
Coding region: 190-1143 (317 amino acids)
Source: RefSeq, a predicted model, not a curated record
GUUGCUGAAUUGGCGCAUCACGCAGACAAAACCACUUCUGUUCCUUCCGAUAUUUAAGCAAACUUCCAGAGUACUGCAAACCAGUAUACAGAUCUGUACAUCUUUAUGUUUGUCGAGUCUCCAUAGUACGGCAUUUCAAGUUUCUCCCGAGCUAUUUUAUACAGUAGUGCGACGCUUGUUAAGCACCGAAUGGCAGCAUUUAAAGCUGUUGCUGUGAUCUUUGCUAUCGCGCUGAACGGCUGGUUCUUGCGUGACUGGACAGUAACUGCUUAUACUGCUCCACCAAUCGAAUACAUCUUCGAGUGCGAUAGCUCUCCUACUAACGAAACGUACAAAAAGAUUACCGAUCUCCGUGGCGCACGAUGCAGUGAGCCGGUGACCACGCUAAUUACUAAAGGAAGCCCGGAUAACGUCAAGUAUCAAGUCCAUUACACAUGCCAGACCCGAGAAGAACCAGUCCAGUGCAAUGAAACUCCCAGGGACAUCCAGUGCACAACGGGAGACCAGUGCAGGUGUUGCCUGAAUGUUGCCAUGGAAGCCCUUUGCCAGGACGAACGGCUAUCACUACGGCGUUUUUUGCGUACUUGCAAAAGAGUCUCCCUGCCAGUGACGGAUCCCCCAGCUGACCCCGCAGAGGACGAAGUGACGGUGAUUUAUGAGGUGCCAAGUGAGAUAACUGCAACUACCGUUCCAACGGUCGGGAAUCACGUGUCAGGUCGACCAUAUUGCCCCGACGGUAACGACAGUAUUCUCGAAGGGAGCUGUUUCGUACCGGCGCUGAUGAUCGUGGUAGAUAAGGGGAACUGUUUGCAAAAGAUUACCGCUGGGGUGCCCACUGAAAAGGUGGCAGGCAGUGAUUACACAGUCAACAUCGCUUACUGGUCCUCGGGCCGGCAUGAAACCUGGAACGGGCUGUCUCCUAUUCCGGCAACUGCCUUUAACACCGCAUUACGCGUUCUGGAUGACUGCAACAAGUAUAACGUAUGCUCCAAAUGCAAAAAACUACCGUUGGUGAAAGUUAUAAUCGAACAAGGAUACGCAGUGCCUACAACCUUGGAGGAAGUUGAGACCAACGAUACGACUACGCCCUGGGCGCCGAUUCCCUCCGCGUGGAAGCAGCCUAUUUAUCCUACGCAUUAUUGAGAACCGCUUAAUUAUUACAGCAGCGAUACGCAUAUGUUUUAAUUGGGUGCCAUGGCUUCCUUAAAAUAUUGAUAAUAGAUUUGAUUAUAGAAUUUAAAUGAAACGUCAUGUGCUGUUGGAAUGAACGAGUAUAUUGC